AUGAAGAGGAAAACGCAUAGUAAAUACGACGAUGAUGAAAAAAAAAAAAAAAGUGAUACAAAAAAAUAUGAACAAGAUAGGCGAAAAAGACUAAAAGGGGAUGAAAAACAUAAUGAAAGGAAACAUGGACGAAGAAGUAGCGAUCGAAAAGAUGAUAAAAGAAAAGGAAAAACAAAUGAUGAAAACAUGCAUGAUGAUGCAUCAUACAAUUAUAAUGAUAAAAAUAAUCAUGACAAUAAAAAGUCCCCAAGUUAUAUGAACAGAAGCAAGAGCAGAGAAAGAACUCGAAAUAGAAGUCAAGAAAGAGGUAGAAAUAGAAGUAGAUGUAGAAGCAGGAAUAGAAGCAGAGAUAUAUCUGUUAAUGGAAAACGUGCAGGUAAAUAUAACGAUCAAAAUGACAAUUUUAUUCAAUCACAUAAUGGAAAUUAUUCCAAACGUAGUACAAAAAAAAGAAGCCGAAGUAGAGCAACUAGCCAAAGUGAUAGCAAAAGUGCUAGCUAUAGUAGGCGACACAGUAAAUAUAACAAUAGGUAUACUAAUGAUAAAAAAUUAAUAAAUAAUGCAAAGCUUGAUAACAAAAAUUAUAGUAAAAAUCGUAAUUAUAACCAAAGUGCAAGUAAUAGUGUUAAUAGAAAAGAUAUAAUAAAUUAUUCUAAUAAUGAAUAUUCAAAUAAUUUUAUACAAAGUUCAUAUUUUGAUAAAACUGGAAAUGAUCCAAACAUAUCAAGUGCACAGAUUUCUACAUCUAACAAUCGUCCUUAUGAUAAUAAUAUUGAAGAUGAUAAAUAUAAAGAAGGAAAUAAUAAUAAAAAAAUAAAAAAUAAACAUAAAGAUUUUAAAAACAAGCAUGGGAAAAAUAAAAAUAAUAAUACUAUGAAUAUGCAUAUAACAAAUCCAAAUCAUAUGUUAAUUUAUAAUAAUGGAAAUACAAUAGAUGGAGUUGGCUAUGAUAAAAUUAUACCACAAAAUAAUAAUAAUAUUAACAACAAGUCGAUUAACUAUAUGCAUUACAAUAAUAAUAUAUCACAUCCUAUGUAUAUGAAUAAUACUGUUCCUAACGACACAAACUUUGAAUCCAACAUAAAUGUUGAUGGGAAUAUAUAUAACGACCAUAUUUCCAGUCCAAUGCCAAAUGGUAAUAAAUUAAUUCCACCUAUGAAUAAUCCAAAUCUAAUAAAUCAACAUCAACCAAAUAUUAUAUCUAUAAAUACGGUUUCUAAUCAUUUAAAUCCACAAAAAAAUAUUCAACCCAAUACCUCAAUAGAACCCAAUAAUAUGGUAAUCCCUCCCCCACCAUCUUCAGAUGGAACAUUUUAUAAUAACAUGAACAUACCUCAUUCUAAUUCUAGAAAACCAUUAGUUUUAAUACCGAAUGAUAACCAAAUAAAGAUGGGUAGCAAUGCUCCAAGUUUUGUGGGUCCUCCUGAGUCCAUACCAAACAAUUCAAACAUGAUAAACAACAUGAACAUGUCAGGUGGAAUGAACAUGUCAAAUGGGUUCAAUCCAAUGGGAGGAGAUAUAGAUAUGAAAGACAUGAAAUUUGAAAAUCAAGGAUUAAACAUGACUAAUAAAAACUUAAUGAAUAAUAUACCACCACCUCCCGAUUCAGAUUUAAAGAAAAAUAUGAUAAUUCCCCCAAGUGCCCCACCAUAUAAUGAAAAUAAUUUAACAAUCCCAGGAAAUAUGAAUAUAUUUAAUAAUAACAAUUCUAGAAACAUAGUUCCACCGCCGUAUGGUAAUAUUGGAGAUAAUAAUAUGCUAAAUCAGAAUAACAAAAAUAUAUCGAACCCUAACUACAUACCAUUAAAUAUACAAUCUAAUAAAAUUAUGAAUCCAAAUUUAAAUAUGAAUAAUGUCUUAAAUGUUCAUAAUUCUAACUUAAAUGAAGUUUAUAAUAGUAAUGAUAAAGAUUAUACAUCUAUGUCUCAAUAUCAGCAUAAUAUGGCACCAAAUGCUAUGAAUAUACCAAAUAAUUAUUUAAAUAAUACUGAUCCCAUUGGUAAUUCUGCAUCUAAUAUAAAUCAUAAUGAAAUUAAUACAAUUUCUGGGUUAAAUAUGUAUGAAGAUAAAAAACAUGAUAACUCCAAUUUUAUUAUAAUGAAAAAUGCGGAAGUGGAAGGGAUGGGAGUAAAAAAUAGUAUGCACACAUCAAAUAAUUUGUUGAUAAAAAAUCAAACAAAUUAUGAUAAAAAAAAUAUGGGAACUAAUAUUAAUAAUCCUAAAAUGAAUAUAAGUUAUGAAGAAGAUGAAAAAGAAGAAUAUAAAAAUGACUUUGACAUAAUGAAUUAUCAUGAAAAUGAAAAUGAACAAAACAAAUAUAAUGACAAUAAUAAUGAUUUAAAUUAUCGAAAUAAACCUGAACUUACAAGGGAAGAAACAUUAAACGAAUGGUUAGAAACACAAUUAAAUAAACAAACAAAUAUUAUUCAAGAUGCAAUGCAUCUAAUUUUGUUAAUAUCUUCUAUGUCAAAAAAAAACACUACCCAAAAUAAAAAUCAUAUCAAUCUAAUGUCACAUCGAAAAAGUUUUUGUGAUAACACAGUUUUGAACCAUUUAAUAGAAAAUAUUAUUUGUUCAGAAAAAAGUGAUCAUUUUUUAUUUAAAGAAAAAUUAUCAUAUAAAUUACUACAGAUAAAUAAUAUAAAUAAAGAAAGUAAAAUCAAAAUCGAAGAAAUUAAAAGUAUUGAUAAUGCUGAGGCUACUCAAAAUCUAGAAUAUGAUACACAAGAAGAUGAUAACAUGUUAGAAAAUUUUAGGGAAUAUAUUUUAUCGAAUCAUAAAAAACAUCAUAACGAUAUAAAAAAUAAUAACGAAAAUUAUAUAGAUCAUUUUAAACUAGACCCAACAAGCAAUUUAGACAAUCUAUUUGAUGACUUAGAUGUAGAUACUCAGGAAAAUUUAUUUGAACCGAUCCAAAGUAAAGAAACUGAAUCUAACCAACCAAGUAUUGACAAAAACGAGGAAAAUAAUAAAAAUGAAAACGAUGAACAAAAUAAAAAUAAUUUUUUCUUAAAUAUUAUGAAAUCCAAAUUGGGAAAUACUUAUUCUAUUUUUUCCAAAUUUACCAAUAAAGAAAAUAUCAAAAAUGAAGAAAAAAAUGAAAAUGAUAAUUCAAGCGAACAAUCAAUUCAAAAUAAUAAUGAAAAUAAUAUUAUUGAUCAAAUAAAAAUAAAUAAUCAUGAAAUAACUCAAGAAGAAUUUAACUAUAAACAAUAUCUAGCAUCAAUACUAAUAAAUAAAAUAUCAAAGAAAAAAAAUUUUAAUUAUAAACAUAUUUUACUUAAUGAACUUUCUAAUAUAUCAUCAAAUAGUUUAUUUUUUCUAAAUAAUUAUAAUAUUACUUCAGAUGAUUUUGUUAAUUUAUACUGA
This is a messenger RNA of Plasmodium berghei ANKA, 3369 nucleotides long. Its product is annotated as conserved Plasmodium protein, unknown function. The coding region runs from base 1 to 3369 and encodes 1122 amino acids. The record is from RefSeq and is a predicted model, not a curated record. The transcript has a single exon. NCBI's taxonomy places the organism in Eukaryota, Apicomplexa, Aconoidasida, Haemosporida, Plasmodiidae.